Messenger RNA from Colletotrichum orchidophilum, 3564 nucleotides. Its product is annotated as HECT-domain-containing protein. The record is from RefSeq and is a predicted model, not a curated record. The transcript is spliced from 2 exons. Gene Ontology annotation, molecular function: ubiquitin protein ligase activity. Lineage: Eukaryota; Fungi; Ascomycota; Sordariomycetes; Glomerellales; Glomerellaceae. Bases 1 to 3564 code for a protein of 1187 amino acids. Gene Ontology annotation, biological process: protein polyubiquitination.
AUGGCUCCUUGGUCGUCGCAACGUCAUGCUCCACCUCCUCGCCCUCCUACUCUCCGCCAAACUUCCGCCGACCUAGUCUCCCGAGUACACAGCCCCUCGCGCACUGCACCACCUGGCCAGCUGGGACGACUGCCCGACUAUGCGAUUUUGGAUAACUUGCACCUCCAAGCAGACUCAAGCUCUUCCGAAUCCGAUUUCCAUCCAAGACGCCCACGCCGUCCGACACAUUCCCGCUCCAUGAGCCACCCGUUUCCUUCGCUAUUCUCCAGCAAGAAGAAGCGCCCCGACACUUCACAUGACACCGAUUCCGAGGACGAUGCGCCCAUCAUGACGAAGCCGCCCGGCAGCAACACACACAAAAGAGGAGGCACAAGCGGCGGCAGCAGGGACUUUGCGACUGGCAAUUGCAUGACCUGCGGCUCUCUCGUACGCUGGCCACGCGAGCUGAAGGUCUUCAAAUGCACAGUCUGUGUAACCAUCAACGACAUCCACCCGGACCAGCUACCCGCCAGAUCCAACAGCGGUCCGAAAUGGCUCCAGCGGCCGUCGCAAGAGUCAACAUCACCCCAGAAACAACCCGCCCGCCCAGCAGAACGAUAUGAGACCAGGCCCAUCUCACUCGAGCAGACCAAGAGACUGAUCCGGCAAUCCAUCCACGCACAUUUAGCAAGGGCCAUCAGGAGAUCCUCGAGCUCAGAGGAUGAGCAGCGCGACAUGGUCGAAAGGCACACAUCCCCCAGUCCGUUUCGGGAACAGGGUGAACGGCCUUGCACUUUGAGGACGACGGGAACUCCGCAGCAUAGGCGGGAGAAAAGUCACGGCAAUGGCCCCAGCUACCUCUUCCCCGAGCAACCUACGCUCCGUCCACAUCCCAGUGUGCACCCGCUGCGUGCACCCCCGACGGCAAGGUCAUUCUCGUCUUCUUAUCCCGAGAGGCCCUCGAUGCGCCAGCUCACGGCAGACGCCAGUGCUCCCCGGCCGGCGGGCCCCAUGUUCCUGGAUGCCGACGAUCCGAAGAGGAUCUUCAGGCCUUUGGAAGACUACAUCACUACCUGUUUCAGUUCGUUCCAUUGCGUCAACUCUUCGUUUCUCUCUCGUCGGCCUGUCCCGGCAGUACGCUCAGGGAGCGAAUCUGCCUCACGGCGGCCCCCAAUUCCCAGGCCGGAGCCCAAGUUCGCAGAGCAACAUUCCGAAUCCCCCGUCUGUGACCUCGACCCUAAGCUUCUGUUACUUGGCGACUUCGCCGAGAACGGCACAUGGUGGACCGGGAACCAGAGCCAGGGUGGUACACGUCACAAGCGAUCGGCCUCACAGCGGUUAGAGGAGGCGCCGUCGUUCAUCACAUCUCGCUCGCCACAGGUGGAAUGGAACCAACUUGCGGAGUGGUACAGAUCGGUAAUCAACGCCGCGGAAUCAUGGAUGUCCAUUUAUGAGGAGAUGACCCGAGAUUCGGAGGUAGACCCUCUAUCAGCCACAGAGCUCCGAGCCUUGGAGUCCCAAUUGCUCUUCGGUCAAGACCAUACUCACAGGACUCUAUUAAAAGCUAUCGAAACACUACUCAAGCGUCCCGGGCGGCCGAUGACUGAUCCAGAGGACCUGAGAUAUCUUCUCAUCAUCUUGGAGAACCCACUGCUCCAUGGAGAAUCGAAUGCGUUCCAGGGGCGAGGGAACAAUGAUCGACGUCCGUCGUUGAAACGCGACGAGCUUAUGAGGGAAGACAGAUCGACCUUGAAAACUGGUCCCGUAUCUGGACAACAUUCCGUCAUUAUCAAGCGAAUCUUGGGCUUGGUUUCCAAUUCGUCGACUUCAUGCCAGAACCAUUUAACCACUUGGUUCGCGAGGUAUUCCGAGUUCAGAUUUAUCAGGAUCAAGGACCUCGCUGCUGGAUUCCUGACUUACAGACUCAUUCGCCAAAACGAGAAGAAACACGAGGUCAGAGUGGACAUAACAGCUGGGCUGAUCCCGAACAUGAGUGCCGGACAUUCAGCAGCCUCGCUUCACGCAGCGCUAGGAACGCAGCGUGGCUCCUCGAAGCAACAAAAGGAGCAACCGAAAAAGAUGGUGUAUAAUGAAGACUGGCAAAUUCGGGCCGCCGCGAGAGUUCUUUCUCUAGUGUUUGCGGCCAAUAACAUGACGCACAUUCGGCGCCCGGAUCAAACGGGAAAUAUGAGUAGCAGCACUCACAGGGGAGGUAUACAGGCGCAUGGGCAAAUCAUUCCUACGAGUGACUUUUACAACACCAUGAUUGACUACACCGACUUGGUAGCCGAGUUUGAGGCGUGGGAGUCGAAGAGGGGCAAGUUCUCGUUCUGCCAGUAUCCGUUCUUGUUGAGCAUGUGGGCCAAAUCCCAGAUACUGGAGCAUGAUGCACGGAGGCAACAGAUGACCAAGGCACGGGACGCCUUUUUUGACAGCAUCAUGACCCGGAGGAACGUCACACAAUUCCUGGUACUUGAUGUACGGAGAGAGUGCCUGGUUGAUGACAGCUUGAAGGCCGUGAGCGAAGUCAUUGGAAGCGGGAGCGAAGACAUCAAGAAGGGGUUGCGCAUCGUUUUCAAGGGCGAGGAGGGCCUCGAUGCAGGUGGUCUGAAGAAAGAAUGGUUUCUUCUCCUCGUGCGUGAAGUGUUCAACCCCGAGCACGGCAUGUUUAUCUACGAUGAGGACUCCCAAUUCUGCUAUUUCAAUCCCAAUGCCUUUGAAACUUCUGACCAGUUCUUCCUGGUUGGCGUUGUCAUGGGUCUGGCCAUCUACAACUCCACCAUUCUGGAUGUGGCACUGCCGCCGUUCGCCUUCCGAAAGCUUCUUGCUUCCGCUCCUAGUUCAUCCUCAGGGUCCUCCGCACACCCUCGGCCAACCAUGAACUACACACUGGAGGACCUGGCUGAGUAUCGGCCACGGUUGGCGAGUGGUCUCAAACAACUUCUUGAGUACGAUGGAGACGUCGAGGCGACUUUCCAGCUUGAUUUUGUCGUCGACGUUGAGAAGUACGGGACUGUGGUGCAGGUCCCGUUGUGCCCAGGAGGAGAGAGGAAGCCAGUCACCAAUGCAAACAGAGCAGAGUACGUCAACUUGUACGUCAGGUAUCUGCUCGAAACGGCGGUCGCCCGACAAUUCGAACCCUUCAAACGCGGUUUUUACACUGUUUGUGGCGGCAACGCGCUGUCACUGUUCCGACCCGAGGAGAUUGAACUGCUUGUCAGAGGCUCAGAUACGGCACUUGAUGUGGACGCCCUGAGGGGUGUGGCUGAGUAUGACAACUGGGGUGCGAAGAACCCUGAUGGAGUAGAACCCGUAGUAGGAUGGUUCUGGGAUGCCUUCAAGGAGGCCACUCCUGAUGCGCAGAGGAAGCUUCUCUCCUUCAUCACCGGUACCGACAGAGUGCCGGCCAUGGGUGCUGCUCUUCUUCCGAUCAAGAUCACAUGCUUAGGCGAUGAUGAGAACAGGUAUCCAAUCGCUCGAACAUGCUUUAACAUGCUGGCAUUGCGUCGGUAUGGGUCUAGGGAGAGAUUGGAGCAUAUGCUAUGGACUGCUGUGCACGAGAGCGAGGGCUUUGGUCUGAAAUAA